AUGCUCUCUUCCUGUCCAGCAGAAGUCUUGACGGCGGUGGCGGGUGCUCAAAUGGCGCCGCCACCGGGGAUCGAACCUGCGUCUACUCCUCCCAAGGUCAGCAUCCUACCAUCAGAGACUGAGAGUGUCCACAGCGAGCCACCAGUAGUGGCAGGAUCCGUACCUAAUCCGUAUCAUAUCAUGAUGGAGGCUGAGCCCUCGGCCCCCGCGAUCCCCUUCGUCGCCUUCAAACUCAUCGGUGAGGGUGCUUCAGCUGAGAGCUCACCAAAUCAGCCUCAGCCGUCCUCACUGGACUAUCUGGCACCACUAGAGGCGACCAUAAUGCAUCGACAGGCUGCAAUGGGGAGGAGAGGUGGUUUGAGGCAUGGUCGGUCGAUAUUGGAAAGGGUCAAUUUGGUGGAGGAGAGUGACAAUAGUGAUGCUGAGGACGAAGUUAACGUCCCACUUGAAGCAAAGCAGGGCGGGGUAGUGGCUGAGUUAGCAGGAGGAGGAGGAGGCUCGCAGCCCUCGGGGAUCGAUGCGUUAGCGAGGCUUCAGAUGAGCAUGAUGAAUCAGCAUAGGAAGAAGCAGGAGAGGGGUCGGGUCUAUUCCCAUCGCACCAUCUUGGAGCGGCUUAAUUUACUUGAAGAGAGCGAUGAUGAUGAUGAUGACGGCGGGGGUAUCGUGUCCGGUACUGGGACGAGUAGUAGUCCAUCUCAAGACGUAUCGAGUUCCUCCCCUGAGGAUUCGUCUAGUGGCGGCGAACAGCAGCAGCAGCAGGUGGUCAUCGAGGAAGCUGAUGGGGUUAUGGCUCGAUCCUCCUCGUCGAUUGGUACGGAUUAUGACACUCCAAGAGGCGAUAGGAAAAUGGUAGGGAAUAGAAGGAAGAGGCGGAGGGCCGAUCGAGAUUCAUUACCUCGGAUUCGACUACGGCCUCCUUUAGACCUACAAGAAACAGCUCACGAGAUUUUUCCGCGUAUCUUCCUCGGGGGUCACCUUGUGGCUCGUAAUAGAGAGCUGCUGCAUAAAUAUAACAUAGCAAGUGUUGUUUGUUGCUGUACUAUAACUGAGUAUCCUGAUGAUGCCUUCUUCACAUCGGAUGGAAUAGAUUAUUAUCGAGUCGAUGUAGAAGAUAUGUCCUGUGAACCCAUCGAUUGGUUUUGGGAUGAGGCACACGAGCAUAUGGAUAAGACAUUACGGCCUUAUAUGGAGCGCGAUACGUCACCAUCCUGCUCUUCCACCUCUUCCUCAAAGCCUUCCCCUGGAGGUGUUUUAGUGCAUUGUCGAAGUGGAGUGUCUCGUUCGGCCUCCACACUGCUUUCCUAUCUUAUUAAACGACGGGGCUUGUCCUUGUAUCACGCCCUCACACACGUGAGGCAUUGUCGCAAUAUCCGACCGAAUUGUGGAUUCUUUGAGAAGUUACAGGAACUCGAAAAGAAUCUGCGGCCUGACGGAAAGAGUACAGUUGAUAGGAGGAUGUACUUUUCGUGGUAUAACAAUUGUCGGGACGUAGCGAGAGACGAGGGAGAGACGCUAGAAGAGCCUAGUGAUGAUGAUGAUACUAUAGACAAUAUUUACUCCAGAGACAUAGCUUGGGACGCAGAGCCUCCGAUGGUCGACAUGUAUGCAGGGGAAGAGGGAUGGGAUUAUUAACGAACGAUCUUUAGUUCCUUUUAUCAUUCUGUAUAUUUUCAAUUCUAGUCGCUUCGUA
Molecule: messenger RNA, 1690 nt
Organism: Perkinsus marinus ATCC 50983
Lineage: Eukaryota; Perkinsozoa; Perkinsida; Perkinsidae
Product: dual specificity protein phosphatase, putative
Exons: 13
Coding region: 1-1632 (543 amino acids)
Biological process (GO): negative regulation of MAPK cascade; protein dephosphorylation
Cellular component (GO): cytoplasm
Molecular function (GO): protein tyrosine/threonine phosphatase activity; MAP kinase tyrosine/serine/threonine phosphatase activity
Source: RefSeq, a predicted model, not a curated record